Molecule: messenger RNA, 1434 nt
Organism: Suillus discolor
Lineage: Eukaryota; Fungi; Basidiomycota; Agaricomycetes; Boletales; Suillaceae
Product: methyltransferase domain-containing protein
Exons: 8
Coding region: 233-1204 (323 amino acids)
Source: RefSeq, a predicted model, not a curated record
GGAGAUUUCGUUGCCACGUCGCCUAUAGUGAAAACAGUGGUCUAUGUACUGUGCGUACUAACUUCAAAAAUAUCUUACGGCGAGCCAACAGUGAGCUACAAGUUUCUGUAGCCUGCUGCCAGCGCGUUGUUACACGACUCUUGCUGGUUAUCAUUAUUCCCCACAUAUCAUUCACGCCAGCGCAUACCCUUCAGUCCUGUCGUUACCGGCCGCCUAAUCGUCAACCUUCGUCAUGCCUGCAGUCUGGCAGAGACAUCCUCGAUAUUUCCUCAUCGUGGCUUUGGUUCUGACAACAACUUUCUUCCUACUAAGUCCGUACGAAUCUCCGCUCUCCACCAACUCGUAUGCUGCCUAUAUCCGUGACAGUACCCUUCCAGCACGACUUGAACGAGCAGAAAGGGUCUAUCAGAAAGUAAUAGCUGGUCGCAAGAACCUAAUACAUAGAUAUGGCACAAGCUCUCGCGAUAUUGUCAUGUUUCCACCAGACAAGGAUCCAUGGCCAGCAUACACUGCCUGGAGCUUCUUUCCUCCGUCUUUCGACUGUCCGCACGAACUAGAGCGCAUAGGUGCACUAGGGGAUGGCGGAAAGUGGGCAUGCGGCAUAUCCCGACUGGAGCACAAACCCGACUGUAUCAUAUACACUUUCGGUAUGAACUAUGAAACGACAUUCGAAGCAGAGCUCCUUGAACGGACGCGGCACUGUCAAGUCUGGGGAUACGACUAUCGCUCCAACUCGUUUGGAUCCCACAUCAAGCCCAACUACCGUACACACUUCUUUUCAUGGGGCCUCGCCAACUUUGAUGCUCAUGAGUCGCACAAUAAUCCUAAGCUAUAUACUCUCAAGACACUGCUUGAGAUUAACAAGCAUGAUCAUAUUGAUUUACUCAAAAUCGACAUAGAAGGUUGGGAGUUUGAGACACUCUCGCAGAUCAUCCAGCCGUACAUCUCGUCUGGGGAACCACUACCAUUUGGACAGCUUAUAGUCGAGAUUCAUGCCUGGGACAAGAAAUUUGAGGAUUUCUUGCCUUGGUGGGAGAUGCUAGAGCAAGCUGGGUUGAGACCAUUUAUGAACGAGAUAAACCUCGUAUACCAGAACUACAACCGAGGAAAGGACACGGAUCUCGCGGAGUACUCCUUCAUCAACGUCAAAGGAAACAAUAUCUUCAUUUCGGACCCACCUCCUGGGUAUUCGGAUGUUACAUAAGCACUGUGCUGAUUGCACCUUGCGGUGUACACACGGCAGAAACCCUGUGGUGGCGCGGAUAUGGUGACAUAGUGGACAGUUAUUGGUCAACUUUGUGUGAAUACACACUAUGGAUAUACGCAUAUAUUAAUGAUCGAGUACAUGUUGCAGGUUGUGCAAGACUGCUCCGCUUUAGCUGCAUUUCGUUACAUCGAAAGGUACUGACCGCAGUGUGAGCGGAUUUCAUGUGA